Molecule: messenger RNA, 1758 nt
Organism: Parnassius mnemosyne (clouded apollo)
Lineage: Eukaryota; Metazoa; Arthropoda; Insecta; Lepidoptera; Papilionidae
Source: the annotation of a GenBank genome assembly
AUGCCUCCGAGCAAUUCAUUGCCGCCUAAAGAAAAUGCCCUUUUCAAACGAAUUUUGAGAUGCUAUGAACAUAAACAAUAUAAAAAUGGGUUAAAAUUCGCGAAACAAAUAUUGUCCAAUCCAAAAUUUGCUGAACAUGGAGAAACAUUAGCUAUGAAAGGAUUAACACUGAAUUGCCUUGGCCGCAAAGAAGAAGCUUAUGAUUACGUGCGUCGCGGUCUACGCAAUGACUUGAAGUCUCCAGUGUGCUGGCAUGUAUAUGGACUGCUGCAGCGAUCAGACAAAAAGUAUGAUGAGGCAAUUAAAUGUUACCGUAAUGCACUCAAGUGGGAAAAAGAAAACAUUCAAAUACUCCGUGAUCUCUCAUUGCUUCAAAUUCAGAUGAGAGAUUUGGAGGGAUAUAAAGACACUAGGUAUCAGUUGUUUAUGCUAAGACCCACACAGCGAGCAUCUUGGAUUGGUUUUGCUAUGAGUUAUCACCUCCUUGGUGAUUAUGAAAUGGCAAAUAGUAUCUUAGAUGCAUUCCGCACUAAUCAAAUGAAGGGACCAUAUGAUUAUGAGCAUUCAGAAUUAUUGCUGUAUCAGAAUAUGGUGCUAGCAGAAUCAGGGCAAUAUGAGAGAGCCUUACAACAUUUACAGAAGUUCCAGAGUCAAAUUCUUGAUAAGUUAUCUGUGAAAGAAACCUCUGGUGAAUAUUAUUUGAAACUCAAGAGGUUUAAAGAGGCUGAGGGGGUAUAUGAGGACUUAUUAAAAAGAAAUCCAGAGAAUGUAAUGUAUUAUCAUAAACUAAUUGAAGCCAAACAACUUAGUGAUGCUGAUGAAAAAGUGGCCUUCUUUGAUGUAUAUAAAAAGGAGUUCCCGAAAGCAAUUGCACCGCGGAGGUUGCAGUUGACGGAAGCACAAGCACAACCAGUGUUUGAACGACUUGUCGAUCAAUAUUUGAGACAGGGUCUGCACAAAGGGGUCCCUCCACUUUUUGUUGACUUAAGGUCUUUAUAUGCAGAUCAGAGCAAAGCAGAGACGAUAGAAAAACUAAUUUUACAAUACAUAGAGAAUUUAUCAAAGAGUUGUACAUUUAGUUCAGAGCCAGACGAAGGAAAACAGCCUGCUAGUGCACUAUUAUGGGCUUAUUAUUAUGCUGCCCAACAUUUUGAUUAUAAGAAAGAUACAGACAGAGCUCUGCAUUAUAUUGAUGCUGCAAUAGAACAUACACCGACGCUUAUAGAGUUAUUUAUUGUUAAGGGGAGAAUAUAUAAGCAUGCCGGAGAUCCGGUGUUAGCGUAUAAGUGGUUGGAAGAGGCGCAGUCAAUGGACACAGCGGAUCGCUACGUGAACAGCAAGUGCGCACGUUACAUGCUUCGAGCGGGACACGUGAAGCGCGCUGAGGAAAUGUGCGCCAAAUUUACUCGGGAAGGUGUUCCAGCGACUGAGAAUCUAAAUGAAAUGCAAUGCAUGUGGUUCCAAACAGAAGCUGCGGCCACGUAUCAACGGCUACAACAAUGGGGAGAAGCCCUAAAGAAGGCUCAUGAAGUGGAUAGACAUUUCUCAGAAAUAAUGGAAGACCAGUUCGACUUCCACUCGUACUGUAUGCGCAAGAUGACGCUGCGUUCAUAUGUGGGGCUUCUGCGUUUGGAGGAUGUUCUCCGCUCGCAUCCGUUCUACUUCCGAUGCGCACGUGUCGCCAUACAAGUGUACCUACGUUUAUACACGCAGCCGCUGCAGGAUAUACCACAGACGACUGAGCCCGAUACAGGUUAG